Leishmania major strain Friedlin is the source of this 1497-nucleotide messenger RNA. RefSeq lists its product as hypothetical. NCBI's taxonomy places the organism in Eukaryota, Euglenozoa, Kinetoplastea, Trypanosomatida, Trypanosomatidae. The coding region runs from base 1 to 1497 and encodes 498 amino acids. The transcript has a single exon. The record is from RefSeq and is a predicted model, not a curated record.
AUGCACCUGCCUCCCGCCACCACGGCGAAUGUAGCACCGCCUGCCUCCGCCGGAAGUACAUCAGCAGCAGCCAACGUAAACCCUGCCCAGUCCUGCUCGCUGCUGCUGCCUCAGCGAGCCGACCCUGCCGCCUUCACCUGUGAGGACUGCGAGUUGGAGAUCCGCAGUCGCGCCAAGCUGCGCCGGCACAGGCGAUACUACUGCCCCUUUCGCGAAAACAUCUUUGCGGACCCGGUGAAGGACGCCGUGGACCUGUAUCGGACGCAGCAACAGCAGCAGGGACACCGGCAGCGGUACGGCAGUGUUAGCAGCAGCUGCGACAGCGAUGAGGUUGACUUCGCCGAAGAGGACACGCACAACGGUGAUGGUGAUCGCACCUCGUCAGUGGAUGGGCGCCUCGGGCGAUGUAGUCGCGCGACAAGUGUGCCACUAGCAUUGACAGAGGGGGAGUGGUAUUAUCUCUCUCACGUCGCGGAACGAAGUGGGCUGAAGUUUGUCGAGGACGCUUACGCCAGCGACGUAAGCGCCGACGACGGUCUCCACGGCGGCAUGUUCUCUGACACCUCUUCGUCGUCCACGCCGAGUCGAUCCCCUUAUCGGGUGACGGUGGCGCCACUGGCCCGGCGGCAUCCGCGCAGUCCCGCAAGGGUACGGGGCAGAUUGCCGUCACCGAAACGCACCCCGCUGCAUGGCCUCCUCCCGUCUCCCUCUCCCUCUCCCAAAGGGCGGGUGUUGCGCAGUUCACAGACGACUGCCUCUGCGUCUUUGCUUGUUUUGCCAAACACGUCUCCCCUCACUUGCCACACCGGUGGCGUCAAUCGUCUCUUGAACGUGGGCAGCGGCACCCCAAAAGGCGAGAGCAUCGCGGCAGAGGACGCAAAAGGCGACGAUGAGGAUGAUAUGAUUGGGGCGUGGCCACCAGCGGAUCUUCGGCACCUGCAUCACCACCGACGGGGCAGCGGGCACCGGCGCGAGCGCCACAUUCUGCAGAAGCGGCUGCGUGCGCAGGAGGGGGCGCUGAUGGCGUUGGCCACCGAUUCACCACACCGACAACCACGCAAGCCACGUGUCGCUCGUGGAGGCGCACCGCGGUGCGGCAGCGACGCAGCGGUGGGAGAGGCGGAGGCGACGCGCCUCCACGUAACUCCGUCUGCUGAUUUCGCGCACCCCAGCACCUCCACAGCUGCGGCAGCCUAUUCGUACACGGGGCCUUCACAGUCGCUGCUCACUCCGCAGGUGGUAGCUCAGGCAGAGAGCUUGCUUGUCCUUAAUUGGAGCCGCCCGCGGCGCGGAAAGGACGGUGCUGCAAACGCGUUUGUGUGCCCAUACUGCGCUGACUACACAACGCUGGCCAGCCAGCGCGGGUUGCGGGCACAUGCGAUGCGGGUGCAUGCCAAAGAGGUGGCCAAGGCUCGCGUGCGCGUUGUGGAGACGGAGGCGGCACCGGUAGAGGAAGGUCGCGGACACGAGUCAGAAGAAGGCAAGGCGUCGCCUUAA